AUGGCGUACUUUGGGAUGGUGCCUUUCUCACACAAUGCAUUUCAUGAAGGACAGGCUGGGGACCAAGCAUCUUACCCAGUGUACCAUUCUGGUUCUGCUGGAGAGGUUCGUCUAGGAUUCGAUCGAAUAGCUGAUGAAGUCAGCAAUGAAUUUUUUUUUUAUGGUUCAUCACAUUCACAUCAUCACGAAGAAAUUUUUUUCCCAUCAGAUGUCUUUGGUCUAAAUGUGCCUGACCAGCAGUUUUGUGGUCAGCCUUUAGUUGCUUAUGGUGAACUUUACUCUGGAAAUCCUAUCUCUCAAUGGCAACAAGGCACAGUGUCACCAACGGUUGGCUUUAGAUCUUCUUUACUACCCGGUUACAGAAACUUCUCUCUGGUGGAUCCCUACCCCUACAGUCAAGAGAGAGAAAUCCAUGGAGGGAAUAGUAUAACUCCAGUCACAAAUGUGUUUGAUUCAAAUGUGGAAAGAGGCAAUACUAAUCUGAGUUUUCAGAUAGGCUUUGACAAUGUAGGUGCUCAUUGUCCUGUUUUCUUAGACAACUAUGCAUUUGGGCAAGAAGUGAGAGGUGAAAGUGGAAAUGGAGAAGCUUGUUUAACCAACACUUCCAGAAGUUUCGGCAUAGGACCUACCUGGCCCAGCAGCUCUGGGCAUGACAGAGAGGCUACAGGUUGGUCUAUCCAGCUGGUUGAAGCAAAUCAAGGAAGUAAUGAAAACACAGUUGCUUUUUGCAAUGCAGUGGAGGAAUUAAGAAAUGCCUAUCCUGCUUUUGACUUGAAGACAAACACUGGGAAAAUCUGGAGUGUCGCAACAAGGUUCCCAGAUCAUAUCCUUGGUGAAUCAAAGCUCAGAAUCAGUGUUUGGACAGACUCUUCACCACAUCCUCUGCUUCUUACACAACAUGCUGGCUGUAUUACUCAUGACUUAGUUGCAGAGAUCCUCCAUUGCACAAAUCGAUGCCCAGUCCAGGAGGAAUGCUUUCUAAGUGUUUGCGGGUCUGAUGAAUUCUUACAAAAUAAUCAUACUUUGGGCAGCCAUGAAAGUCUUCGCAAGGCAACCACCUGCAUUCAGCUUCGACUACACAACGCUAGUAAUUUGAAGCAAAAUUUGGCUCGAACGCAUGAGGAUGACCAAAGACGGUUCGGUGUGGAUCAGCUGUUAGAAGACACUUGUGCCUGGAGACUGACUCUACGAAACCUCGUUUCAGUUAUUAUGAAAUAUAGAGGUCAAGUGGAAUGUCUAUUGCAAAAUGAGCCACAUAAUGUUGAUAAUGUGAUUGAAGCAGCUAAAGCAAUCUGCAGUGUCCUCUGUCUUGUGGAAACGAGAGACAUUACUGAUGCAGUCAGGAAACUCCGUGCAGUGCCAUUGGUGAAAGCACAGAAUUCACUUCAAAAUGUGGAAACCCCAGACAAAGUGUUAAUGGAGGCUGCUGUGACUGAGCUCUCCAUGGCCAUCUCUUGUCUCAUCCAUGUUUACAGCAGCAGCUUUGAUGCAAAUUUCCGGCUUGCCAGCAUACCUAAAAGCCCUUCAUGUGCAGACGUCAGCCUAGAUUCCCAGCUCAGCUUCACUGUUUAUGCUGCCCAUAACAUCCCAGAAGCCUGGGUGAACAGCUACAACGUUUUUUCUUUUUCCUGUUCACUUACUUACGCUGGGAAGACAAUAUGUCAAGUCAAGAUUUGCAAAAAUAUACCGGUUAAAAGAUCCUUCUUUUUCCUGGCUGACUGGAACGAGAACAUUAGCGACGCUUUAAAGUUAAAUGUAACUCUUCUUCGAACAGUUUUAUGUAACGUGGGCAGAGUUGUUGGCCUAAUGGGAGUAAACAGUGCCUCUAAAAAUACAGAAGUGCUUGCUUGGACAUGCUCCCCAUUGUAUCCAAAAGAGAGGCUCGUUCACGGAACUGUGCUGCUUAGCAUGACGUUGCACAGCACGCUUACAACAACAAUGAUUACCCCAGGCAUCUGCAGUACUGAUACACCAACCUCAGUAACAUUGCAGAUUGACUUUCCAGAAACUAAUUUGGAGUUCAUUAAACCUGAACCUGAAGAAAGAAAAGGUGACCUUGAAGAGCCAACCAAAGACUGCCUGAAGCAUAUUACAAGACUUUCACAGACACAUUCUCUCUUGCUACUCUCAGAGCAACAGAGAAGGAUCUUAUGGUUUUAUCGUUACUUCUGCAAUAAUCAAAAUUGUUCCCUUCCUCUGGUACUGGGCAGUGCACCCGGUUGGGAUCGGAUGACUAUAUCAGAAAUGUAUGCCGUGUUGAGGAGAUGGAGAUUUUCUAACCCUCUGGAGGCACUUGGGCUUCUGACUUUCAGUUUUCCAGAUCAAGAUAUUCGCAGAACAGCAGUCCAGCAAAUAGAAAAUCUGUCAAAUGAUGAAUUGUUAGAAUACCUCCCACAGCUGGUUCAGGUGCUCAAGUUUGAGUGGAGCCUUGAAAGCCCUCUAGUGAAACUCCUGCUGAAUCGUUCUCUUCAGAGCAUCCAAGUGGCCCAUCAGCUUUACUGGCUGUUGAAGAAUGCACAGAAUGAAGUUCAUUUCAAAAUCUGGUAUCGGAAACUGCUGGCCGCUCUCCAAUUCUGUACUGGAAAAACCCUGAACAAUGAGUUUUUUAAGGAGGGGAAACUUAUCAGAAUUCUGGAAGACAUUGCCAAAAAAGUAAAAGCUGCCAGCGACCCAGAAAAAAAGGAGGUGUUAAAGGUGGAACUCAACAGGCUUCAGCAGUUCUUCCAGGAGGUAAAGGUUUGUCGGCUUCCCCUGAAUCCUGCGCUGGUUGUCCAAGGCAUAGAGGCAGAUUCAUGUUCGUAUUUUACGUCCAAUGCUUUUCCAUUAAAAAUCUCCUUCAUCAAUGCAAAUGCUCUGAGUGGAAACAUCAAUGUUAUUUUUAAGAUAGGUGAUGAUCUACGUCAAGAUAUGCUGGUUCUGCAAAUUAUUCGAGUGAUGGACAGCAUUUGGCUCCAAGAGGGACUGGAUAUGCAAAUGAUUAUUUAUAGGUGUUUAUCUACAGGAAAAGGCCAAGGAUUGGUACAGAUGGUGCCAGAUGCUACCACACUAGCGAAGAUCCACAGGGAGUCUGGUCUGAUAGGACCAUUGAAAGAAAACACAAUUAAAAAAUGGUUCCGUCAUCACCAUCCUCUGGAAUCAAGUUACCAAGAGGCAAUAAGGAAUUUCUUUUAUUCCUGUGCUGGCUGGUGUGUUGUUACCUUCAUUCUGGGAGUCUGUGAUCGACACAGUGACAACAUAAUGCUGACAAAUGCUGGACACAUGUUCCACAUAGAUUUUGGAAGAUUUUUAGGUCACGCGCAGACAUUUGGAAGCAUAAGAAGGGACCGAGCUCCCUUCAUCUUCACAUCAGAGAUGGAGUAUUUCAUCACAGAAGGUGGAAAAAACCCGCAGCGUUUUCAAGAGUUUGUGGAGCUUUGCUGUCGAGCUUAUAAUAUAGUCAGGAAGCACAGCCAGUUACUCUUGAAACUGCUGGAGAUGAUGCUGCAUGCGGGAUUGCCUGAGCUAAACAGCAUUCAGGAUCUGAAGUAUGUGUAUGAUAACCUCCGUCCUCAGGACUCAGACCUCCAGGCUACAAGCUACUUCACAAGGAAAAUAAAGGAAAGUUUGGAGUGCUUUCCUGUUAAACUCAAUAACUUGAUCCACACCCUGGUACAGAUGUCAGUGGCAGGCUCUGCAAAGCCUCCAGCUCCAGAGACUGUCCCCCAAGAAUGGAUGAUGCUGGACACCGAGAAGUCAAUCGCAAGAGCCACCAUUUUGGGAUUCAGCAAAAAGUCUGACUGCCUAUAUCUAGUCCAGGUGGUACAAACCUGCAAUGUGGUCACUUUUGUGGAAAAAUCAUUCGUCCAGUUCUCAAAACUUCACAGCCAUCUCCAGAAGCAAUUUCCAUCACAUGUCCUCCCAGAGUUUCCCCACUCAUGGCAUUUACCUUUUACAGACCUUGAACAUAAAAGAGUGAAGGAUUUGAAUCUCUAUCUGAAGCAGCUCUUAAGUGGAUCCAGGAAACUGGCUAACAAUGAGGUUGUACUCAGCUUCUUCCUGAAUUGGUCCAAAAAUACCUUGGCAGAAGAUUCAUCAUCUGUGACCUUAGGUCCUCAGUCAACUGAUCAUAAGCCUGGAGUACAAUUAGUCAUAUCCUACGAGAGUACCCGUCUGACAAUAAUGUUGAAAUACAUGAGGAACAUCCGCCUCCCAGAUGGCUCUGCCCCAAGUGCACACGCUGAAUUUUAUCUUCUGCCGGAUCCUUGUGAGGUCAGUCGAAGGAAAACAAGAACAGCUCCAAAAAGCUCUGACCCUACUUACAAUGAAAUUGUUGUGUACGACAACGUCACGGAGCUCAAAGGCCGUAUACUGAAGCUUGUUGUGAAAAGCAAAGCAACGUUUGUGGGAGCUGUUAACAUUCAACUGAGCAGUGUCCACUUGAAUGAAGAAAAGUGGUAUCCACUGGGAAACAGCAUAAUUUAA
Molecule: messenger RNA, 4461 nt
Organism: Egretta garzetta (little egret)
Lineage: Eukaryota; Metazoa; Chordata; Aves; Pelecaniformes; Ardeidae
Gene: PIK3C2G
Product: phosphatidylinositol-4-phosphate 3-kinase catalytic subunit type 2 gamma
Exons: 34
Coding region: 1-4461 (1486 amino acids)
Biological process (GO): phosphatidylinositol-3-phosphate biosynthetic process; cell migration; phosphatidylinositol-mediated signaling
Cellular component (GO): cytoplasm; phosphatidylinositol 3-kinase complex; plasma membrane
Molecular function (GO): phosphatidylinositol binding; 1-phosphatidylinositol-4-phosphate 3-kinase activity; 1-phosphatidylinositol-3-kinase activity
Source: RefSeq, a predicted model, not a curated record